Balaenoptera ricei (Rice's whale) is the source of this 969-nucleotide messenger RNA. RefSeq names its product actin nucleation-promoting factor WAS-like. Bases 1 to 711 code for a protein of 236 amino acids. The transcript has 4 exons. The record is from RefSeq and is a predicted model, not a curated record. NCBI's taxonomy places the organism in Eukaryota, Metazoa, Chordata, Mammalia, Artiodactyla, Balaenopteridae.
AUGGCCACCCGCUGCCCGCACUUCCGCCCGCCGCCUCCCACGGAGCCCCGCCGCGGGCCGCGGCCCGGCGGCGCUUCCGCUUCCGCCUCGGGAGGUGGCUCCCCGCGCGCUCCGCCUCGCCCCCGGGCCGGCCCGCGAUGGGGCGGGGCGUGGAGGGGCGGGCCCGUGGGCGGGGCCCGGCGCGCCACCAGGGCAGUGGGGGGCCCGGCCCCUCCUGGGAGGGUCGGGCGUUGUGAGACCGCGCGCGCUCAGGCGGCCGCCCUAGUCUCCUGUCCCCUCACCUGUCCCCUUAGCUGUCCCAUCUCCUGUUCCCUCUCCUGUCCCUCACCUGUCCUAUCUCCUGUCCUCCUGUGCCCUCAGCUGUCCCCUCAGCCCCCCUCAGUUCCCCCAGAGGCCCUUAGCCUCGGAACGGGCGCGUGGCUGUGCCCUGCGGCUGCAGGAGGCCGAGGGGACGAGGCGCAGCUGCUCCUGAGGCGAGUGGGUGACCGCAGAGCGGGAGCGCUGUCCCGCCUGGCAGCCUGGACGCCGGCCCUCCUCCUGGACGGAUACCGGACAGGUCACAAAACUGAAAGAAAGAAGAAGCGCGAGGACAGGCAGUGGAGUAGCUCCAGGAGCCAUACCUGGAAGACAGCCUCUCCUCAGGGCACUUCUCUCAAGAUCAACGUGGAGGUAACUGCACACCAGCCUGAGCGCCCCAAGGCUGUUUGUUAAGGAAAAUCUUUGAAAAUCAAAACAUCCUGCUGGGGGUUGGCGGGCCAGGCAAACCUCAUUGUGAAUUCUCGUGGUGUGGAGGCGUUAAGAUACACCCACGCGACCCGAUACGCUGGAAAGCAGUGACACAUCCCCUCCCCCAUCUGUCCCUCUAUCGCAGUGAAAGGUUUCAUAAAAUUCAAUGUCAGGUGGAAAAGUAUAAGUGUUUUCAUAUUUUCAGCUUUCUUUCAGAAACUAGGAUCUAUUUAAUACAUUCAG